Formica exsecta is the source of this 345-nucleotide messenger RNA. RefSeq names its product titin-like. The transcript is spliced from 3 exons. The record is from RefSeq and is a predicted model, not a curated record. The annotation marks the transcript as partial. NCBI's taxonomy places the organism in Eukaryota, Metazoa, Arthropoda, Insecta, Hymenoptera, Formicidae.
CCCGAUUAUUACAAGGACGCGCCUCACUUCCGGCUGGUGGGCGCAGGACCACAAUAUCGAUUGGAAAUACCUUACGCCAAACUCGACUUCACUGGAACGUAUUCCGUGAUCGCUCGCAACUGCCAUGGGGAAGCUAAAGCUAUAAUUUCCUUACAAAUUUAUGCCAAAGGUCAAGGCAAAGAGGAACAAACACAAAAAUCUCACGGUAGAAAAGUGAUGACCCUGCCGAUUAUAAAAAGGGAACUGCGAGAUCUCAGGUGUUGCGACGGUGACGCUGUCUCUCUGGAGUGCAAAGUUUACGCCACGCCGGAACCGCCAUUGAUUCGUUGGGAACGAGGAGGCAAA